UGAACAAAAUGAGGUGAAUUUAUUAUUAAAACAACACCAAAUAGUUGCCAUUUGUGAAUUAAAUCUUGUUUUCAGUUACGUUUACAAUUUUUCUGAGACCAUUGGCAGAUGAUUGUUCUUGUUUUAAUCAUGAAUCCAACUUCUUGUGACAUUUUAUAUUAACCUGCAUGAACUUGGACUUAAAAAGUGUUAAAUUUACCUUCAUAAAACCUUCGGAAACCAUGUAUAAGGUUUAUUUUUAGUAUUAAAUGUGCAUAAAAUGUCGUCUUUUUGUUAAUGAGUAUUAAGGAUUUAUGCAGGAUUAAAUUUCUAGCAAAAAUUUAUGUUACAUUUUGGAAUAUGCUUUGCAAUUUCUUUCUUUGUGAUUAUAGUUGUCAUGCAAAAUAUAUACAUUCACAAUAUACCCUAGGCCUGUUGGUGUGUGUUUAGCGAUGGGUUGGACUAGUGCAUGACGUCAUGUGAUUAUCUCCAGCUCGAGCUCACACAUCUGCACAUUCAGUCCGGCGGUGUGGAGCGCUUGUGUGGAGAGCUGCGCGCGCCUCUCCGGAGCGCGCCUGACAGAACGCGCGCAGCGCAACUGUUCUUGAGUUCUUUUUGCGCGUCAGCUUGUCGGAAUCGAAACAGUUUGUGAUUUUAUGAAUAUCUGCGUGCACGAUGAAAAGCUGUCACGCUGCAAGCAUGAGAAGGUCGCGUCCCCAGAGCGCACUGACAGCUCAAGUGUUUCAGUGCAUGGGUGACACCACCUAACGCGUCAAGUCUGGAAAAACUAACCUGGCUGUCAGAAAGAUGAACUCAGAAUGGGUGUAACUCAGUCCAAUGCAACGAAGGAGGAUGCAAACAUCACCAUCACCUCAUGGCCGUACACGGAGACGGCCGCCGCGUUCAUCAUCCUCGUGGUUACCGUGAUCAUUCUGGUCACCAUCGUUGGGAACGUUCUGGUCAUCGUGGCGGUUCUGACCAGCCGCGCUCUCCUUGCGCCACAGAACCUCUUCCUCGUGUCGCUUGCGUGCGCGGACAUCCUCGUGGCCACGCUAGUCAUUCCUUUCUCCCUCGCUAACGAGAUCAUGGGACACUGGUACUUCGGCAGCACCUGGUGCGCGUUUUACCUGGCUCUGGACGUUCUGUUCUGCACGUCGUCCAUCGUGCAUCUGUGCGCCAUCAGUUUGGAUAGGUACUGGUCCGUCACCAAAGCGGUGAGCUACAACUUGAAAAGAACCCCGAAGCGCAUCAAGUCUAUGAUCGCGGUGGUGUGGGUCAUUUCAGCCAUCAUCUCUUUCCCACCACUCAUCAUGACCAAGCACAACGAGAAGGAGUGUUUAAUAAACGACAAGACCUGGUACAUCCUCUCCUCGUGCCUGGUGUCGUUUUUCGCGCCGGGGUUUAUCAUGAUCACAGUCUACUGCAAAAUCUACCGCGUCGCCAAACAGCGUUCGUCCACAGUAUUCGUGGCCAAGAACGGGUUGGAGAGGCAGCCUUCCCAGUCCGAGACGUGCUUUGUGAGGAAAGAUAAGUUUGAGAAAGUGUCUCCGAGCAGCAACAGCUCGGAAAGCAACCAGAGACAGGAGGAGCUGGAUGAUAUCGACCUGGAGGAGAGCGCGACGUCCGACAACAAACCAAAUAGCUCGCGGUUCUCCAAGCACAGGCGGGUGGACGGCGCGCGCACCUGCGCGCAGAGGACCUGCCGGAUCUCCUGGGUUUCCAGUCAGGAGCAGAGCAGCAAACAGCUCGAGGUGGCGUCGAAAACCAAACUGGCACAGAUGCGGGAGAAACGCUUCACCUUCGUUCUGGCUGUGGUCAUGGGGGUGUUUGUCCUCUGCUGGUUUCCUUUUUUCUUCACCUACAGUCUCCAGGCCAUCUGCGGGCACAGCUGCAAGCCGCCUGAGGCGCUUUUCAAGCUCUUCUUUUGGAUUGGUUACUGCAACAGCUCAGUGAAUCCCAUCAUUUACACGAUUUUCAACAGGGACUUCAGAAAGGCUUUUAAGAAAAUCGUUUGCUUGACUGCGCAGCGCACCUAAGAGACUCGUAUUUCGACUCUUUAAGUCAAGAUUAAAAUGCCUGAAUGUCAUCAGAAUUUAAACCAAGAGGAAUCUGCAAACUAAUUAUGUCCUUUUGCAUAGCACUCUCAUUAACUGUCAUGCCCAAUUUUUUUUCUACUUUUCAAAUGCCUUUCAAUGUAUAUACAAAUUAAAAGUAUGUAAAAAAAACUAAAAAAAGAAAGAGAAAAAAAAAAUACAUAAAACAACAGACAUUGCAUGUUUUUCAUUAUAUGAGCUAUCACGUCACACCAUUUCCAGGUAUUUAGUGAUAUAUUUUUACUGUUUCAGAUGUCAAUUCCACCACAAAAUGCUUUAUGAAAUUGACAGAAUUGUACUGUGAUGCAUAUGCACUUUGUUUACUUAAUGGAGAAGUUAAAGGAGUGUGAAAAGUGUGUUUUAAGGAAGUUUGUCAUCUAAAGUGUUAAAAGGACCACAUGGCCAAACAUGUUUAUAGUUGAAGAAACAAAAUCAGUUGCACUGAAAAGAAAGGGUGUAGGAUUUACUUUGAAUUUCCACUCAGAAACGUUUUUAGUAAAUUUAGCAAAUACAAAGACAUGGCAUGUCACACAUAAACAUGACAUGAACAUGAAAUUUAGAGAUGAAAAACUGACUAGUAUCUUCUUGUAAGAUACUACGGUGCUGUGUUUUCGUGACUUUGUAUGUAGCAAAGUCAGCUUUCAGUAUUUCCAUUGUUUUAUCAUUUAAAACCCAACAAAAUAUGCUUGUGCUCUCUCUCUCUCUCUCUCUCUGUUUACUAAUCCAAUGACAUUCCAACAUUUUAAAAAGUGACUCUAGUGUGACUUAGGGCCUCUGAUGUACAUAUUGUUUGUAUAUAUUAAAUAAGAAAUAUUUGACUUCCAUGUCACCACAGUGUCAACACUCUCAAAUAAUAUAAAAUGUAUAAAUGUAAACAAAAAUGAUUAAAUAUUAUAUUAUAUACUGUACUGUAUAUUUUCAAUACAACUUAGACUUCUAUAUACUGUACAUUCCAGACUAUAAACGCCAAAUGACAGAAUUUAUGAAUCCUAGUUUUGGGAGUAAUACUGGUAAAGUGUUUAUUAAAAUGGAAGUGUCUGAUGCAUUAGUACAA
Molecule: messenger RNA, 3126 nt
Organism: Carassius gibelio (silver crucian carp)
Lineage: Eukaryota; Metazoa; Chordata; Actinopteri; Cypriniformes; Cyprinidae
Product: alpha-2 adrenergic receptor-like
Exons: 1
Coding region: 798-2015 (405 amino acids)
Biological process (GO): adenylate cyclase-activating adrenergic receptor signaling pathway
Cellular component (GO): membrane
Molecular function (GO): adrenergic receptor activity
Source: RefSeq, a predicted model, not a curated record